CAUUAGCCCUUUAACUCAAGCAACAACUAGCAAUUAACCAUGAAUGCACCCAGAACUUCAAUGACUUUUCAUCAGAAUUAUCCUCUAUUGACCAUCAUAUCACAAAUAUUUUCCAUUUCUUUCGUCUUACUUCUUCACUCUCCUUCGCCAACACUUGCUUUCUCGACAUCAAGCAACGACGGUCCAUCCAGUUUAGUCAACAGCGUUUGCAAAGAAACGACCCACUGUAGUUACAAAAAUUGUGUAGCCGCUCUCGCAUUGGAUCCUAAAGCCUUGUCUGCAACAAACGUGAAAUUGUUGGCGCAGAUCGCGCUAAACUUGGCUGUAUCUAAUACCACAAGCAGCUUAAUAUACAUAGAUGCGAUGGCAAAGAAGGAAAGAUCUUCACCAAGACUGAAAUUGGCACUUGAGUACUGCGUUUCAGAGUAUGAAUAUACUGUGAAUGCAUUCAAAGCUUCUUUGGGCGACUUGGAAGUAGAUCCUUUGUACGCAAAUUAUGAUGCUCUAGUUGCUUAUGAUGGUGCAUAUAACUGUGCAGACAAGCUGAAAUCUGAAGGGUUUCAAUCUCAAGAUGUGGAUUCAAUUAGGACUAGAAAUAAUUAUGUGAGCAUUUAUAGCGACAUUGGAGGUACUAUUACCAAUAAGAUGAUCUGAAUUCAUUGAUUUGUUUAAUCCGUAUUUGAUGAAUAAUGAACUUAUUUUCUUGGAAAGUUUGGUUUGAUUAUGUAAUGCCAAAAAUCCUUUGCU
Mangifera indica (mango) is the source of this 747-nucleotide messenger RNA. RefSeq lists its product as uncharacterized. Lineage: Eukaryota; Viridiplantae; Streptophyta; Magnoliopsida; Sapindales; Anacardiaceae. The transcript has a single exon. Gene Ontology annotation, molecular function: enzyme inhibitor activity. The coding region runs from base 40 to 654 and encodes 204 amino acids. The record is from RefSeq and is a predicted model, not a curated record.